Molecule: messenger RNA, 2081 nt
Organism: Magnolia sinica
Lineage: Eukaryota; Viridiplantae; Streptophyta; Magnoliopsida; Magnoliales; Magnoliaceae
Product: LEAF RUST 10 DISEASE-RESISTANCE LOCUS RECEPTOR-LIKE PROTEIN KINASE-like 1.1
Exons: 4
Coding region: 49-2049 (666 amino acids)
Biological process (GO): protein phosphorylation
Molecular function (GO): protein kinase activity; ATP binding; polysaccharide binding
Source: RefSeq, a predicted model, not a curated record
UCCUUAAAUAAAGGAGAAGUAGCUCAGUGUUGUGGAGUGAAUUGUAAUAUGGCAGUUUCUUUCGCUCUCCAUUCCUUCCUUCCUCUCUCUCUCUUCCUUCUCUCCUACCUUGCUCUUCCCUCACCUCUAGAAAAGCGUACCGAACGCGAACCCAACCCACUCUGUCCUCCGGUCGACUGUAGGGAGCAAUUUGAUAUCCGAUUCCCCUUCUCAAAUAUCACUAAUCCUGAAUGCGGGUUAUACUCCAUCAAUUGCAACAAUUUCAUAAAACCAACCAUCCAAUUUGAGGAUUUGGGAAGGUCGUACGUCGUCAAAGAUAUCUCGUAUCGUGAAAGCACGAUUGUAAUUCAAGACGAGGGAUUCUACAAUCACUCGCAGUCCGACUUAUGCAAUUCCUCUUACAAUUUCACCUUGCCCUCGUCUACUUUCCUUCGCUUUUAUCUUAAAACUUCCAACUACAUCUUUGUCAAUUGCAAUCGCCAUCAUCAGCCUCUCUUCAAUGAUUCCUAUAUGGGUGUGUAUAAUUACACAGAUUGUGAAGACCGCAUUCUCUACUAUUGGCCAGAGGAUCUACAACUUCAUUAUCAACCAUCUCUUCAACAGCGUGAUUGUUUGGUCACUCACUUUCCAUUGCAUCUACAUGAGCUCGACCCAAAUGUGCCGAAGGACUUCUUUAGUGUAUUGUCAUUGGGUUUCCAUCUUCAAUGGGUUCGAACCCAAGAAUGCAUUGAAUGUUUCGAAAGAAGAGGAGGUUAUUGUAGUCGACACAAUUCUACCAGGGACUUCAUUUGUUCAUACCCAACUAAUCCCCAUGGUGGAAAGAGUGGUAAGGAUAAGAAAAAGAAGAUCAUUGCUAUAGGUGCAAGUGCAGGGGCCAUCCUUUUUUUAGCAUUCCUAGUCAUCUUCUUCCUUUUCCGACGGAUCUGGGUCCGUAACAAGAGACACCCAUCGAUCUCUUCCAAUCUCCUCUCUCAAUCCAUCUCUUCGGAUCCAUACUCCAAGUUAAAGCUUGAAAAGGGCAUCCAAACACAAGUCUUUGAGUACAAGGAACUAGAAGAAGCUACUAACAACUUCGACCCAUCUAAAGAACUCGGAGAAGGUGGCUUUGGUACUGUUUACCAUGGCAAGCUCCGCGACGGGCGUUUUGUUGCAGUCAAGCGCCUAUACGAAAAUAACUACAAGCGCAUCGAACAAUUCAAGAAUGAAAUCGACAAUCUUUCUCGCCUGCGCCAUCAGAACCUUGUCACCCUAUAUGGGUGCAGCUUGUGCCAUCAUCGUGAGCUACUCCUCGUCUAUGAAUUCAUCCCCAAUGGUACUGUUGCAGACCAUCUCCAUGGCAACCGUCUGCAAGCCGGCACCCUCACGUGGCCCAUCAGGAUGAGCAUUGCUAUAGAAACUGCUGAUGCACUUUCCUACCUCCAUAAGGUUGAAAUUAUUCACCGCGACAUCAAAACCAACAACAUUCUCCUUGAUAACAAUUUCCAUGUAAAGGUUGCAGAUUUUGGCCAGUCACGUUUGUUCCCCUUCAACGUCACGCAUGUGUCCACUGCUCCACAAGGGACCCCUGGCUACAUGGACCCCGUUUAUCACCAGUGCUACCAACUCACUGACAAGAGUGACGUUUACAGCUUUGGUGUGGUCUUGAUCGAACUCAUAUCAUCCAUGCCGGCUGUGGACAUCAAUAGGCAUCGUCACGAGAUCAAUUUGGCCUCCAUGGCGAUUGGCAAGAUCCACAAGGAUGCACUGCAUGAGCUGGUGGACUCCACCCUUGGGUUUGAUUCUGAUUUUGAUGUGAGGAGGAUGAUCACAUCAGUAGCCCAGUUGGCAUUUAGGUGUUUGCAAGAUGAGAAGGAAAUGAGGCCAUCUAUGGAGGAGGUUCUUGAGGAGCUGAGAGGAAUAGAAAGUGAAGAAUACAAGGUGGAGAAGACAGAGGAGGUGGGUAUUCUGGUGGACGAAACUGCCUUGUUGAAGCACAAUCUGCCACCGUCGCCAGAUACUGUGACUAAAGCAUGGGAGAGUAGGACUACUACACCCAACACUAGUGGGUGAUGUAUAUACUUGUGGUUGGAGUUUUGAUACAC